AUGGCCUUAUUUUUGAACAAGCUAGCUUCUCUGGUGCCUGGUCUCCAUGCUGUCGACGUUGACGUCCCUCUCGAGAUUUUGCGCAAGGAUGAGCACAAGCUUGAACAGGUUGGUUUGGGUAGAGAGUUCCAUAUAAGUCUGGGAACAACUGUACCAAUCCGAGUGCACCAGGUUGACUCCCUGGUCACAAUGCUUUGGCAGAAGCUUCAGAUUCAGAGGCGGUAUUGGUAUUGGAUUGAUUUUAGCAAGUGGGAUGUUUCUGUUAACAAUGAUCGCUGCUGGAUAACAAAGCAGAUUCAAGCUAUCAAUGAGGUGUAUAAGCUUCACAAUCUUCCUGAAUUUUACAAGGAUCCAGGCCCUCAUAACUCGGAAAAACAGAGGCCUAAAGUCCAUCAUUAUCAAGGAACAUAUUGA
Messenger RNA from Prunus avium (sweet cherry), 414 nucleotides. The record is from RefSeq and is a predicted model, not a curated record. NCBI's taxonomy places the organism in Eukaryota, Viridiplantae, Streptophyta, Magnoliopsida, Rosales, Rosaceae.